CCUCGGCGGCCGCCAGAAAACACAACCAGCAAACCAGCCGACGGGCAGAGAGAAGGCGGCCACCAUGAGCAGCCAGAAGUGCGAUGUGGUCGUGAUCGGGGCAGGCAUCUCAGGUCUAUCAGCAGCCAAGUUGCUGUUUGACUCGGGAUUGAGUGUUGUAGUCCUGGAAGCCCGUGACAGGGUUGGAGGCAGAACAUUCACGGUCAGAAAUAAGCAUGUCAAAUAUGUGGACCUAGGAGGGGCAUACGUGGGGCCAACACAAAACCGUGUCUUGAGACUAUCUAAGGAGCUAGGACUAGAGACCUAUAAAGUGAAUGAAGUAGAACAUCUCAUUCACCAUGUCAAGGGCAAAUCUUAUCCGUUCAAAGGCCCUUUCCCUCCAAUGUGGAAUCCCAUUGCCUAUUUGGAUUACAACAAUUUGUGGAGGACAAUGGAUGAAAUGGGGAAGGAGAUUCCCAAUGAAGCGCCAUGGAAGGCGCCCCAUGCAGAGGAAUGGGACAAAAUGACUAUGCGAGAAUUGAUAGACAAAGUGUGCUGGACAAAUGCUGCCAGGCGGUUUGCUACUCUGUUUGUCAAUGUCGAUGUUACCUCUGAGCCCCAUGAGGUCUCCGCUCUGUGGUUCCUGUGGUAUGUUAAACAGUGCGGUGGGACAUCCAGGAUAUUUUCAACAACCAAUGGAGGCCAGGAGAGGAAAUUCAUUGGAGGUUCUGGCCAAAUUUGUGAGAAGAUCAUGGAGUAUCUAGGAGAGCUGGUUAAACUAGAGAAGCCUGUUACCUCCAUUGAUCAGACUGAUGGAAGUGUCAUUGUGGAGACACUGGAUCAUGAAACAUACGAGGCCCGGUAUGUUAUUAGUGCCAUCCCUCCAGCACUUUGUAUGAAGAUUCACUUUAACCCACCGUUGCCUUCAAUGAGGAAUCAGUUGAUCAGCCGGGUUCCUAUGGGAUCAGUCAUCAAAUGCAUAGUAUACUACAAGGAAGCAUUCUGGAGGAAAAAAGAUUAUUGUGGCACCAUGAUAAUUGAAGAUGAGGAUGCAGCUAUUGGUUUGACACUAGAUGACACUAAACCCGAUGGAAGUUUUCCAGCAAUAAUUGGUUUUAUCCUUGCUCGGAAAUGCAGAAAAUUGACUCACCUCACCGCGGAGGAAAGGAAAAGAAGGAUCUGUGAGCUCUAUGCAAAGGUGUUGGGAUCACAGGAAGCCUUGCAUCCAGUGCACUAUGAAGAGAAGAACUGGUGUGAAGAACAGUAUUCUGGGGGGUGCUAUACAGCCUAUUUCCCACCAGGGAUAAUGACUCAGUUUGGAAGGGUAAUUCGUGAGCCAGUUGGGAGAAUCUUCUUUGCAGGCACCGAGACGGCUUCAGAAUGGAGCGGCUACAUGGAAGGUGCAGUGCAGGCUGGAGAGAGAGCAGUCAGAGAGAUAUUGCACUCGAUGGGGAAGAUUUCAGAAGCAGAAAUUUGGAAGUCAGAACCAGAAUCACUUGAUGUCCCAGCCCUGCCAAUCACUACCACCUUUUGGGAAAGGAACUUGCCUUCUGUCCCUGGACUCCUCAAGUUGUUUGGCUUCUGUGCUCUCUUAACAUCAGCGACUGCAGUUGGGCUCUGCACAUUUAAAAGGGGACUUCUGGUGAAAAACUGAAAAUCGAUCUGUGAAUCUAACAAGAACUGGCAGAUUUGUGUGCAUUUGCACGAUCAUUUUACUCUUGCCAGGUAGUGAUUAAUGCAAUUCUCAAUUAUCCCAUGUAUUUCUCCUAUGAAACUUUAUCUUGCAAAAGGGUCCAACGUGUAUUUCUGAGGCCAGUACAAAGUGGGCUGCUGUUGUUAUUUUAUUUUAUUUUAGGGUUGUUGUUUUUAAGUGGUCUGGUGGAGCCCAGUGCAUUGCCACAACCUUUCCCCUUUUUUACAAAACCAACUACUAUGUUGAUCUCACCACAGUGGCAAAGCAAAAAUCAUUGCACAGUGGGAGAAAAGUAGUUGAUCGAACAUUUCCAUUGCCUCCAAAUGUUUUGGGAGAAUGAUAAUUAAGUGAAGAGAUUAUAUGAGUGAAUAAAUUCCAGGAUCAACAUUCUACACAAAUUUAGGGGUACUUUUUGUUUUCUGUUCUUAGGGUUUGUUUGUUUUUUUGCAAAGAAAGGUUGCCAAAAAACUGGAAGGGGUCUCUUUUUUUGAAGGAUUCCACUCCAUGGCACAUUUUCUAGAACACAUAGGCAACCUACUAUUCAACCAUGUGUUAACUCGGAGAAUGCAAGAGCAGUUACACCUGAGUGAACCCAACAAAUGAAAACACACAUUUUUAAGGCUUGAGUUAUUUGUUUGCAAAUAUUUUAUUUACAUGGCCAAGCCUUAAUCUGGUCAUUAAAAAUACCAGGACCAGAUUAAAGCAUGCGAGGGGGUUGGGGGGCAUUGAUGCUGUUGGGACUCCUGGUUAGACACCCUCCCCCCUGCCACUUCCUGCCUUUGACUCGUGGCAUUAUGAAGAACUAGGAAUGGAGGAAAAGUGUAAAUCACUACACACUCAUAUUUGGACUUUGCGAAACAGUAUGUGAUCCGAAGCACAAUUUCUUGCAUUUUUGUGGUGCAGUUGUCCAACCAAGCAAUGCUCACAAUAAUGCAUAUAUUAGGAGGAAGGUAUUAGUAGAAAUAACAUUUAAAAUGCAGAUGGGGAAAUAGGUUUGUUGAAAAGUGUACAUUAGCCAAAGUUGCAUAAAGCUUUUUGUGUUUAUUAGGAGAAAUUCGCUCUAGCAUGCCGAUGAAUUUUCGUGAGUAUUUCUUAAAACAUGGCAAAUUGCUGCAAAAUGUUGAGAACUGAAUUUAAGACGGGGGAAAUGUGAAACUUGAGAGGACCAAAAUUGACACAUCCUUCCACCCAAAGAAGGAACCUAUCAACUCAGGCUAAAUACAGGUGCAAAUCCCAGAUAGGGGUCAUUCCCAGUGUUGCUUUUCCUUUCUCAUGUCUUUGGCAGUAUAAAUCAGGGAAUGAAUUACCAAAGAUGAUAAUCUACAAGGAACAGCCAUAUACUGAAUCAGAAAAUUGGUCCAUCUAGCCCAGUAAUAUCUACCAACAGGUUCUGGUUCUUAAGCAGAUCUUUAAGCUGGAUGUGUAACCUGGGAGCUUCUACAGCCAAAGCCUGCUCUCAGCCAAUGGCCUCUCAGAACUGCAUUGUGAUGGAACUCGUUGACACUGUUUUGUGAAUUUUGAAAGAUUCCUGUCUGUCAUCUUAAUCUUACCACUGCAGUGUUAUGAAGUCUUGUGUACCCUGAGCAUUUAGAAAUGUCUGGCAUUGUGAGUAGCUAGCAACUGUAACGGAGGAAAGAAAAUUAGUGUGCCGCAUUUCACACAGGGAGGGACCAACAUGAACUUUGGCGGAAGAGAGGAAAUAAUAUUGAAAUGGACAAAGAACUGUGCAUGGUACAAGAGUGCAGCUCCCUAGAUAUUCCCUUUUAGAUUUUUGGUUUAUAAAAACAUGCAGGCAUCCAAACAUUUCUAAGCUUUUCUAUAGGAGUACUGGACACUGUUCUGGUUCACUAGAAGCGGCUUUGUCAUGCUGGCCACAUGACCCGGAAGCUGUACACCGGCUCCCUCGCGCAAUAAUGCGAGAUGAGCGCCGCAACCCCAGAGUCGGUCAUGACUGGACCUAAUGGUCAGGGGUCCCUUUACCUUUUACUGGACACUUGACUACUACUUCUUAUUGUUUAAAUGAAAACUUGAUUUUCAGGAUCCCAGCUUCAGCAAUAGAUACUGGAUUUUGAAUUUGCACAACCAUACCAUAUGGAAAGGUAUCUUAAAACAUAACAUGGAGUCCAUGUCUACCUCUGAGGCUCUGGGAAAGGCCCUUUCAAGCACCUUGUCAUACUUGCAUCAUCUUGAAGAGCCAUUAUUUUAAAGGUGUAUACAAAUGAUACUAGCUUUCUUUUGCACUUCCUGGAUUUGCAGUAGGAACUAACACUUAAUGUUGUCCAAAAUCUUCCUAUCGAUAUUAACAUCCUCAUCAGCUUAAAAUGGUUUAUUAUUUCUACGUGUGAAAAUGCUUCUGCUUUGGUUUCUAAUGAGAUGGCUCACAGGAAGUACACCGUGGGAAGGGUCUUGAAGCCCAUUUUUCACCUACAAAAUGGGACUGCAACAUCUUGCUGCUCAAGUAGCUCCAAUGAAAUCAAGAUGGCUAGCUAGAAUGACAUUUCGGAAUGUCAAAUUUCAAUCUUUUGGGAAGUCUGUUGCUUGCCUCUGGCAAGAAUUAAGCUGUUUCUCUGUGCUCUGGCUAUGCAGUGUGCCACUGUGAACUGAAGGCAUCAAUUUAACUUGAGAGAGCAUCUCUUAGGAAUUUGAAAGACAGGAACAAGCUGACAUGACAGACAUGGUGUUUCUUUUUGGGUGUUAUGGCAGAGUCAUGUACUUACCAAAAGAUUUCCAAGUCUUGGAGUUGUUUUGCAUUUUUUUUCUAAACUAGGAUUAUCUUUUACUAAUGACAUUGUGACUCCCUGGGAGUUACAUAUGUAUAUUUAUACAAACUACCAAGUUACAUCCCUUGACCAAAAUGGUAUGCCAAGGUUUAUUAGCUUUUGGCUUGAUGAAUUUACCAUCCUCUUCCUUUGGGUGGUAUUAUGUUUUUUGUUUUUAUUCUUUGGUCAGACUUACUGUAGGUUUGUUAACAAUAUCCCAGGGUUGCUAUUAUGAAAAUAUUUCCUCUAUUUUCAUAAUGGAUCACUUUUCCACAGUUUAUUUGUGGGUACAGAGGAAAUCUUAGGGCAGUAGCCAGAACCUGAGGGGGCUCCCAAGGCACAGCAAGUACCUUGUUGCACACUGUGGCCUCCACCCCACCCCCUUUUCUUUUCCAGCUGACAGUAUUGGAGGCUGUUUCCAUGUUCUCCUAAGCUUCAGAAUAAGUUUUCAGGCAAUUGAGGGGCAGGUUUUUAAGUAGUAAAUGUUGGUUUUUGGUAAUGAGACGUCAACCUGCCUAUGUGUGGCCUCUCUCUCUCCCAGCCUUGUGGCUCCUGGUAAUGUAUUACACAUAAAAUAUGAUGUGAUGUGACAUUUUAGCACGGUGAGUCUUCCUGUCAAUAAUGUGAGGCCGGGGGUCAAAGAAAUGACCAACCUGAGGUCACUUUAUAUCAGGUAUGGGGCACCUUUGACCCUCCAGAUGUUGCUAAACUAUGAAUGCCAUCAGUCCCAGCAAGCACCAGCAAUAGUCAGGGAUGAUGGGAGUUGCAGUUCUGCAGCAUCUGGAGAGCCAAAGACUCCCUGCACCUUGCUUUAUACACUGGUUUUGUUAGAAAUUACGAAGAAUGGAGAGGAAAGAGGUAUGAGACCACAGAAGCUCUGGGUUUCUUCCUAUGUAUAACUUGGGUGUCAGUGAUGGCCAUUCAGGUAGUAUGAGAGGCUCUGUAGCGCCUGUAAUAUUUAGUUAAUGGAGAGGAGGGGAAGAUGAACAUCCAGCUGUUCGUGGUUUGUUCUGCUUUAGUAUCCCAUCAGCGUCAUGAGAAAGGGCAAGAGACUCGACUUAAUAAAGAAGCAUGUCCCUAUUCUGUUGUGAGUAAGCAUGCAGCCCUAGGAAUAUUUGGCAGAACUGAGGGAGGCAGGGAGCACAGGCAGCACAUUUUAUGCAAAAUGUGAUUUCCUUUACUGCACCCCUUUCCCCUGUUCUAACUAAGCUAUGAUGUAGCAGUCACAGAAAUUCACCCACCAGGCAUGAAAAAGUGGGUUGUGGAUUCAUUUUCAAAAAAGCACUCAAACACUCCCAACAAAUCCGCAGCUCUUCCAUUUACCGGCAAUCAUUAUUUUCCACAAAUGUUUUGUUUCCCCGCUUUCUUCAGUUCCUCAUUUCUUGAGAUAAAUGAGAAUGUGGAGCUUAUGGGAAUGCAGCUGCUUUUCAGAAACAGAAAUCGGUUGCACAUUAAAGUCUUACCUUUGGUCUGGAAGUUGGCCUAUGAGAUCUGGAGGAUAGAUGAUCAUGCAUUUAGGCAAGAGGUUGAACUCGCUGAACUUUUGUUCUUUCAGCAACAUUUCUUGGAAGCAUAUCCCACAUAUUUCAAUAAAACUUUCUUCUGCAUCAAUCCAUGAAUGGAAACAGGUUUCUGGGCAUGAAUUUACACUAACAGUAUAAAAGGUUGCUGUGGGAAAACCCCAAGCCAACACAUGGUGCAGGUACCACUAAGCUCCAACACCAUGCAAAGAAUUUAAAGUGCCUGCCAUCUCCGAUCACCUCUUUAGUUGAGGGAAAAGAAAAGCAAGAACUGGGGUCAAUACAGGGAUGAUGUUUUCUUCAACCUUCUUAUCCACCAAGUGAUUAAUCUUUCAGAGCUGAUAAAUGCUGAUCAUACCUAAGAUAGUGUGGGGAAAGGAGAAGAGGAAGGUUUUACAAGAUAAAUACUGGGCACUCAGCAUGUUGCCCCCCCCCCCCAAGGCUAGGACCAACAUCUUUAACAGCAGAGUGUUUUAUUCUCAUGAAUUUAUAAACUUCUCUGAGAGCUCAGAACCAAAAUCAGGGUCAGAUGGGAGAAGGAAGAUGCAAACGGUUAAGGUGUCCCUUCAUAAAUUGCUUGUGUUAGACUUUAUAAAAUGGCAACAUCUUAAUCUUUUGAGGUGUGUUUCAUUAACUUACAAUGGACUAUUUUGCAUCAUACUUUAACUAGCAGCCUUGUUUGUGGACACAAAUGUGUAUGAUGUCAUACAACAUUACAGGAAAAGAACACAGAGGUUGCCUUGCUUGGAUCCUCGGAUGAAAUGUCCAUCUAAGGUUGUACUCUAUCAAUGUGUAGUGCAAGCCUGCACAUGUCUGCUUAGAAGUAAGUGCCACUGAGUUUGGAGGGAUUUACUCCCAAGUAAGUGGAUAUAGGACUGCAGCCCCCAUUGGUUAGCUAGGUGCCUCUGUGGAGCUUACAAGAAGGGCAUGGCAGAGAUUUCCCUUCACACUAGGAAUUUAAUUACUUCCUCUGAAAGGCAUUAUAGGACUGUAAGGCACAUAACACAGCAUGGAGUUGGAUGACAUUUUUAAGUAAGUGCUUGUUCUGUGCAGUGCCAGUUGACUUUCUGCGAUACGUGAUUGGAAAUCUGACACAUUUUUUAAACUGCACUUCACUGAUUCAGUAAAGACAGCAUGUAUGCUGCUAUGGCUACAGUAUUUUUAAUGAAUGUCUGGGUCGGUGUUUUAUUUGACUAGGGUGCUUAUUGUAAGUUAUCCCUAGUGCCAUAGUUUUGAUGGGCCUUGUUGAGCCACAUCACCAAAGUGUGUGUGUGUGUGUGUGUGUGUGUGUGUGUGUGUGUGUACAUGCCCAAUUCUGGAAUGGGCAGCAGGCUACAAUGCCAGCAUCUUUUGAGGGAGCCAGAAAAUCCAUUCAUCACUUUGUUUAUUGAGGUGUGUGUGUGUGUGUGUGUUGUGGAUAACGAAUUCAACUAUUUUGGCAUAGAGGCAUGCCCCACUGUCAAUUGCAGUUCUUAACUGUCAAAUUGUGGGAAAGUGACACUUAGGACAUAGUGAACUAAGGACUCUGUGCGCCAUCGAUGUCGAUGAAGACUGUUGAAUAAGAGAGCACAGCAACAUUUCACUGUAUCUUUUCUGUAAAUGACUAUGGUGCUGCCCUACAGGUUAAAGCUAAGGUUGCAAAAAUCGGAGGGGAAGGAAUGUAGAGAGUCCAGGAGACAAUGAAGAGAAAAAGGUGUUGCUAAGUGUGCACUAAUUGCCUCUUAUAUCAAUGCAUUUGAAAGCCAUUGUAUCUGUUCAUAUACUGCAGAGCUGUAACUAUUGUAUUGCUGUUUUAAAUGUCAAAGGGGUCAGAAAAAUCAACUGUUGCACUUGGCAGUGAGAACUGAUGCAUAGUUCAUUAAAGGGCCCCUCUCUGCACUGAGUCAGAUGAGUAUUCUGGCAAUACCCUGUUAAAGGCUUUAGAAACAUUGUCAUCUUUGCUGCAAGAUGUCCUCUUCCAAGAUAACACCUGAAUUCUAAUUAUCAGUGGAAACCCAGCAGAUUAUUAAGUGCUGGAGAGAAGACCAAACUGCGGCCCUCCAGAUGUUUUGGCCUACAACUCCCAUGAUCCCUAGCUAACAGGACCAGUGGUCAGGGAUGAUGGGAAUUGUAGUGCAAAACAUCUGGAGGGCCGAACUUUGGGGAUGUCUGCUCUAGCUGAUUUCAUCUUUUGGAAAGCCCCAUUCCCCCAAGAGGUUCAGUUUAUGGAACUGAAACUAGCAUAACAUUAGCCUAGAAUAUUACUGUGCUAUAAGAACUGUGUCCAAAGGCAGGCUUCUAAAGUUUAAGCCUAUUUUGAAGAGUGGAGAAAUAAAAUAUUUGCUUCACAGAAAAGGAGAAAGUGUGUGCUUGAAAACUGGAAGAGCUAAUCCGCAGGAGACCUGGGCAAAUUUGAACAGUACAAUUAAAAGUUAACAGUCCUCCCUAAGUAAAUGUACCCAUUGAUUAAGCAUAAUAUUCCUUCCAGCGUCUUCUUCCCUGAAACCUUAUUAACAGCUGAGCUUCUGUUCCAGUGGAAAUAGAAGUGAAUAUCUUCAAAGCAGGUUUUUAAAAGGGGGGGUUUAAAUUAAAUUAUACUGACCUAACCUGCAGCUGAACUUUCUUCCCCUUUGAUCACAUACUAGUACUAGUCGUCGUAUCUGUUGUGUACAAGUGUAACAUCACAGUAUCGGGAUAUGGAUUCAGUCAGUCAUGGUUUGUUUGUGCCUUAUAUGAUUGUGGCGUUUUCUUAAGUGCCUCUGUGGUGGCUAUUUUGUCUUGAACCCCUUAUUAUGUUCCUUUUCCUGUUCUAGAUAUUUUUAUCUGGCAGCUGUGAACCUUUUUAAAAGUUCAACUCAAACGAAUAAACAUUGCCACACUGAAUGUCUUUGAGGGCUUUUUG
Molecule: messenger RNA, 8832 nt
Organism: Zootoca vivipara (common lizard)
Lineage: Eukaryota; Metazoa; Chordata; Lepidosauria; Squamata; Lacertidae
Product: amine oxidase [flavin-containing] B-like
Cellular component (GO): mitochondrion
Molecular function (GO): flavin adenine dinucleotide binding; primary methylamine oxidase activity
Source: RefSeq, a predicted model, not a curated record